Messenger RNA from Brassica napus (rape), 1679 nucleotides. RefSeq lists its product as uncharacterized. Bases 813 to 1661 code for a protein of 282 amino acids. Lineage: Eukaryota; Viridiplantae; Streptophyta; Magnoliopsida; Brassicales; Brassicaceae. The record is from RefSeq and is a predicted model, not a curated record. The transcript has a single exon.
UAUAUGUUUUCUAGGGCACUAGCAAUAAAUAGGGGUGCAUCUUGAAAUAUGGCAACAAAGCAUUUGUGUAAAACGAUAAAGUUAGAACCAAGGCUUGAUGACGUUUGAAGAGGCUGUUUCCAUUAUUCCAUAUGCAGACGAAAUCAUCUUCUUGAGAAUAGGGUGUUGAUUGUUGAAGCAUCAGAAAGAGCGUGGUGGGGGAGGCAAACUAGUAGCAAUGCCGGAAUCACAGGCAAGGGCAUUAGCACCAUUGUGAAAAGUGCGGUGGAGAUGGCAACAAGCAUGGCUUAUAUAUGGAGAAGAACAUAAUUGGGCAACCCAAAUUUAUAAAUAACACGUUGUGGCCGAAUUCAUAUCUUGUAACCAGAAUUAAUUUACACAUUAUAUAUGCAUAGGCAUAUUCAUUAAAAAAAAAUGUGACCUUCAAAUUUCUAAAAAUAGGAGAAACCACUUUAUCUUGAUUUCUAUGUUUUGGUAGCUGCCAAUAAAAUCUUUAAAUUCCGGUAAAAUUGGCACGUUGGACAGAGUUUUUGCUGUUGUGGGUAAUAAAACCCGUGUUAAAUCUUUAGCCUUGAUGGUUGUGUCUGUGCUGUCUAAAAGUUAAAACCGCGUUUUAUAAUUAGCAAUCUUGUAAACAUUAGAGCAAAUAAGCAAAACAAAUUACUUCUUUUGGGAAUUUUGUAACUUUAUAAAUAACUUUUUCUUCUGUACUCCUAACUUUCAUUACCCUAUAUAUAAAGUUUAUUAAGUUUCCAAGUGAUUGAAAACAAAAACUUUACAAAUCUUAUAUUACUUAUUGAGAUCAAAAGAAAAUGAAGAAAAUGACCAAAAAGUUAUCAUCUAAGUACGUGAAGCUCCACAAGAGCCGGCUCCGGCAAGAGGGGUCUAUGAAGUCGGAGGACGGUGGAGAGCUUUUCCAGGAAAAUCACUCGCCGGAAAAUGAGGAAAACAAUGAAACGAAGGAGACACCUAAAGUUAAAAAGAUUAUGGAGUCCAUGCAUCGUAAGCUGAUGCUAAGAGAGAAAACAAAAAAGAAUAUCCACGUGGACGAUCAAGAACAAUCCCAAAGGUCUGAACGCUCGGUUAGCAAGGACGACCAGCUUGAAGGUUCGGUUAGGAACAUGAACCGCGGUGAUAAAGAUCAGCUUGAAGGUUCGGUUAGACACGGACAUAUGGAUCAUCUUGAAGAUUUGAUUAGGGGUCGUGAUCGUAUGGACAACGCUGAAGGUUCAACUAAGAAAGGUGCUCGUGACCGUGUGGACCAGCUCGAAGGAUCUAGCAGAAACGGUCAGAAAUCUCAAUGUGAAGACGUUACUCCUAAAAGAAGCGGUGAAGUAGACCAAUCAGAAGAAUCAACUAAGAACCCUUCUGAUUUUACUUCUAAAAAGGAUUAUCUUGAUUGGAUUGAACAUGUUGAAGGUUCUAGUAAUCAUUGUUUCGAUCGAUCCGAAAAUCAUGAAAAGCCUUAUAGGAAGAACGACAUCGACCAUGAUCAGAUAAGCGUUGGAAUAUCGGAAGGAUCCAUAGAGGGGAAUAACGAUGAGAUCCUAUUACUCAAGAGCUCUAAGUAUAGAAAAAUGAAAUCUGAAGAUUCCAAAGGUUAUAAGAAAGGAAAAGGUAGUAAGGUCAAAGAUUCAUUGAGAAGUCAAAUGGUUGACUAAACGUGCCUUUCACAUAUA